AUGCCAUCGACUAGGUUAUUAUCACGGUCGGAUGAAAUAAACUCAUUCGUAGAAGGAGAGGUAAUCGUAGAGGAUGUGAUUCCGCACUCAAAAAUUGGCGAUGGAGGGAACGAAUGUAUUUGCUCGUGUACUUGUUCGGCUUGUCCAACUCUGUUCGAAUGGUGUAUCAAAGAUGCGCUUGGAAUCUCAUGUAAUUUUACAACAUGUUGUCUAUUUCUCUACGGACAAUUUGUGAUGAUUUUCGUUGUUUUAAUACCAAAUAACUAUUCAUUGGCGAACUAUAUUCAUUUUGUCUUACUUCAUUGUCUGGAAUUUCUUGCUCUCUCAUCGUAUUACCGGACAAUGUUUACUAAUCCCGGUGCUGUGCCAUUGAAUGAUGCCACCCCGGAAAAAUUGCGUAGUUACAGUCAUGGCACAACUGUUUAUCGGUGUACAGAAUGUCAAAGUGUCAAGCCACCCCGAGCACACCAUUGUAGAAUUUGCCAACGAUGCAUCAAACGAAUGGAUCAUCAUUGCAUGUUCGUCAACAAUUGUGUCGGACAAAAUAACCAGAAGUAUUUCAUAUUAUUCACGUCUUAUACAUGUAUUAUAUCGAUGUAUACGUUGAUUAUCCUGUAUUAUCAUUUAACUAAUUGUGUAGCAACGAAUUGGACAGCCUGUCCUGCUUGGUCACCGCCGAUGACAUUUGUGUUUGUUAUACUUCUUGGUUUGGAAUCAUUCGGUUUUUUUAUAUUUACUGCUGUUAUGACUACGAUACAAUUCUAUUGUAUAUAUACUGAUACGACUGGAAUCGAAUUCUUUAAAGGAAAACGAAGAUCUUCUCGAUCAUCAAUGUCUUUUCUCUGUGCGUUGAAAACCGUUUUCGGAUCACGUGUUGGACUACAAUGGUUAAGUCCGUUCUCUCGUCCAAUGAACUAUAUUACUCAAAAUGAUGAACAUAUCACAUUUGAUGUUUAA
This is a messenger RNA of Adineta ricciae, 957 nucleotides long. The record is from the annotation of a GenBank genome assembly. NCBI's taxonomy places the organism in Eukaryota, Metazoa, Rotifera, Eurotatoria, Adinetida, Adinetidae.